AGUGUUGUAUCCCCUUGUGUUGACCACCAGCAGGCUGUUGAUGGUGAGGUGAACUACGUGUGUAAUGAACCUUCACCUGCCAGAGGAGCCUCAGAUAAGCUGUAUAGUAAUCAAGAGAGAUAUUCAUUAAAACUUGCAAAUAAUAAAAGAAAAAGAAGAAGGAUUGAGUGAAUAAAGGCAGUCAUGGCCAACAAACCCCAGAAGAUGCCCAAAGUGGCCAAGGUGAAAGACAAGUCUCCUGCUGAGCUACAGAUAACAGCAGAGCAACUCUUGAGGGAAGCCAAAGAAAGAGAACUUGAAAUUGUACCUCCACCACCACGUCAAAAGAUAUCAGACCCAGAAGAACUUCAAGAAUAUCGACUGAAGAAGAGAAGAGCUUUUGAAGAUAGCAUUCGCAAAAAUCGAGGAAAUAUAUCAAAUUGGAUCAAAUAUGCAAAGUGGGAGGAGGAGCAGCAGGAGAUCCGUCGAGCCAGAUCUGUGUAUGAAAGAGCCCUGGAUGUCGACCACAGAAAUAUUACAUUAUGGCUUAAAUAUGCUGAGAUGGAGAUGCGUAGUCGGCAGGUCAACCACGCCCGCAAUGUAUGGGAUAGAGCUGUCACCAUCCUGCCUCGGGCAAACCAGUUCUGGUACAAAUUUACUUACAUGGAGGAAAUGCUCAAGAAUAUUGCUGGCUGCAGACAGGUUUUUGAGCGAUGGAUGGAAUGGGAGCCAGAUGAGCAGGCUUGGCUUACUUACAUCAAAUUUGAGCUUCGCUACAAGGAAUUGGACAGAGCAAGGGCAAUCUAUGAACGCUUUGUUUAUGUUCACCCUGAGCCCAAAUACUGGAUCAAGUAUGCACGUUUUGAAGAGAACCACAGCUACAUUCAGAGUGCCAGACGGGUCUAUGAGCGUGCAAUCCAGUUCUUUGGCGAUGAUCACUUGGAGGAGAGUCUGUUCAUUGCAUUUGCUAAAUUUGAGGAAGGUCAGAAGGAACAUGACCGUGCCAGAAUUAUUUAUAGAUAUGCUCUUGAUCACAUGCCCAAAGAAAAAUGCAUGAACCUGUAUAAUGAAUAUACCCGACAUGAGAAAAAAUAUGGAGAUAAGUCAUCAAUCGAUGAUGUCAUUACCAGCAAGAGAAAAUUCCAGUAUGAGGAAGCAGUAAAAGCAAAUCCUCAUGACUAUGACACAUGGUUUGAUUAUGUUAGGAUGUUGGAAGCAGAUGGCAAUGUUGAUCUCAUUAGAGAAACUUAUGAAAGAGCAAUAGCCUGUGUUCCACCCUUAAAGGAGAAGAGGCAUUGGCGGCGUUAUAUCUACCUUUGGAUAUAUUAUGCAGUGUUUGAGGAACUUUCUACGAAGGAUAUAGAGAGGGGCCGUCAGGUGUACCAGAUAUGCCUGCGCCUCAUUCCACACAAAGUUUUUACCUUUGCAGAGAUAUGGCUACUCUAUGGUAAAUUUGAGAUACGUCAAAAAGAUCUUACAGCAGCAAGGAAAGCAUUGGGACAAGCUAUAGGCAUGUGUCCAAAGCACAAGCUUUUUCGUGGAUAUAUCGACCUGGAAAUUAAAUUACGAGAAUUCGACCGUUGCCGUAAACUUUAUGAAAAAUGGGCUGAAUUUGACCCAGAAAAUUGUAAAAUGUGGAUUCAGUUUGCAACCUUGGAAGCUAUGUUGAAUGAUGUUGAGCGAGCAAGAGGUAUAUAUGAGCUAUCAAUUGCACAGCCACGUCUUGAUAUGCCAGAAUACAUGUGGAAGUCAUACAUUGAUUUUGAGGUGGAACAGGAGGAAUGGGAUCAUGUUAGAAGUCUUUAUGAGCGACUUCUGGAACGCACUCAUCAUGUUAAGGUUUGGAUCAGUUAUGCUAAAUGUGAACAUUCCAUGCCAACUGAGGAUAAUGUUGUUCAUGCACGAGCAGUAUUCCAACGAGCAAAUCGUGCCCUUCGCUCAUGCCAAGAGAAGGAACAGCGGCUGAUGCUUCUUGAAAGUUGGAGAGAUUUUGAAGAUGAAUUUGGGAAUGCUGAAAGUGAAGAGAAGGUAAAGAAACUAAUGCCUAGGAAGGUAACACGCCGACGACAAGUCUCCACAGAUGACGGUUCACAGACACGUUGGGAAGAAUAUAUUGAUUAUAUCUUCCCAGAUGAUGAGGCAGCUAAACCUUCACUUCUCUUGUUAGCAAAGGCUAAAGAAUGGGUGAAGAAGCAACAAGAGCAGAAAAUUGAUUCUGAAGAGGAUAUUCCUACAGCAGAGAAGCCAGACUAUGAAGAAACGACUGAAGUUAAUCCUGACUUAGAUCGUGAUGAUAGCGAUGUUGAUGUUGGUUCCUCUAGCAGUGAAUGGUCCAGUGAAAGUGAUCAAGAAGAUGUGGCAAAGAAGAGGAAAGAAAGAAAAAGAAAAUAUUCACACAAAAGGGAUGAAGAUGAUAAGAGAACCAAAAAAGUGGAUAAAACAAAAAGUUCAGAUAGUUCAAGUUCUAGUGAUGAAGAAAAAGAGAGAACAGGAAAGAGUAGUAACAAAGGAAGUAGUAGUGACUCAAGUGAGGAAGAGAGGAGAGCAAAAAAGAAGAAAGAAAUUAAGAGAAGAUCCUCAACAAGUUCAAGUUCCUCAAGUGAUGAAGAUGAUGAGAAAAGUUCAAAAAAGAAAAAAGAUAAGAAAAAGAGCUCUUCAAGUGAUAGUAGUAGUAGUAGUAGUAGUAGUAGUAGUAGUAGUAGUAGUAGUAGCAGUGGUAAUUAGGAGCAAGGAAGGCAGUGCAGUAUAUAGACUGGCAAAUUAAAGGGGAACUUCAUAAAAGCCUAGACAUAUCAGUGAAAACAAAGUUAGGUUCAGCACAACCUGCAAGAAGUAUCCCAGUACUCUGUUUGCUGUAAAUAUCCAGCUUUUUAUCAUUGAGCCUUAAAUCCAGGAUGCUCACUACUGAAUUCACUUUAAACUACCGUAAGAAACUACUCCUUCACUAGACUUCAUUUGUUGUUAUGUAUGGAGCAAACUCUGAAAUAAAAUUAGUUUUAUUGUUA
Molecule: messenger RNA, 2984 nt
Organism: Homarus americanus (American lobster)
Lineage: Eukaryota; Metazoa; Arthropoda; Malacostraca; Decapoda; Nephropidae
Gene: crn
Product: crooked neck-like protein 1
Exons: 8
Coding region: 184-2703 (839 amino acids)
Biological process (GO): mRNA splicing, via spliceosome; spliceosomal complex assembly
Cellular component (GO): precatalytic spliceosome; U2-type catalytic step 2 spliceosome; Prp19 complex
Molecular function (GO): protein binding
Source: RefSeq, a predicted model, not a curated record